Messenger RNA from Sorex fumeus (smoky shrew), 888 nucleotides. RefSeq names its product fibroblast growth factor 18 (gene FGF18). Lineage: Eukaryota; Metazoa; Chordata; Mammalia; Eulipotyphla; Soricidae. The transcript is spliced from 5 exons. The record is from RefSeq and is a predicted model, not a curated record. Gene Ontology annotation, biological process: positive regulation of protein phosphorylation; positive regulation of cell population proliferation; fibroblast growth factor receptor signaling pathway. Bases 108 to 731 code for a protein of 207 amino acids. Gene Ontology annotation, molecular function: type 2 fibroblast growth factor receptor binding; type 1 fibroblast growth factor receptor binding; growth factor activity. Gene Ontology annotation, cellular component: cytoplasm.
GCAGCGGCGGCGGCGGCGGCGGCGGCGGCGGAGGCGCCCGGUCCCGGCCGCGCGGAGCGGACAUGUGCAGGCUGGGCUAGGAGCCGCCGCCUGCCCCCCGCCCAGCGAUGUAUCCGGCGCCCUCCGCCUGCACUUGCCUGUGUUUACACUUCCUGCUGCUGUGCUUCCAGGUACAGGUGCUGGCGGCUGAGGAGAACGUGGACUUCCGCAUCCACGUGGAGAACCAGACGCGGGCGCGGGACGAUGUGAGCCGGAAGCAGCUGCGGCUGUACCAGCUCUACAGCCGGACCAGCGGGAAACACAUCCAGGUGCUGGGCCGCAGGAUCAGCGCCCGCGGCGAGGACGGGGACAAGUAUGCCCAGCUCCUAGUGGAGACGGACACGUUCGGCAGCCAGGUCCGGAUCAAGGGCAAGGAGACCGAGUUCUACCUGUGCAUGAACCGGAAGGGCAAGCUCGUGGGCAAGCCCGACGGCACCAGCAAGGAGUGCGUGUUCAUCGAGAAGGUUCUGGAGAACAACUACACAGCCCUGAUGUCGGCCAAGUACUCUGGCUGGUACGUGGGCUUCACCAAGAAGGGCCGCCCCCGGAAGGGCCCCAAGACGCGGGAGAACCAGCAGGACGUGCACUUCAUGAAACGGUACCCCAAGGGGCAGGCGGAGCUGCAGAAGCCCUUUAAGUACACCACAGUGACCAAGCGGUCCCGGAGGGUCCGCCCCACGCACCCCGGCUAGGCUGGCCCCGGGGGCAGCGCAACCCCCCCACCCCAGGCCACCCCGGCCACACUCACACUCACAGAGAACUGCCUCAGAGGAAUAUUUUUACAUGAAAAAUAAGGAAGAAGCUCUAUUUUUGUACAUUGUGUUUAAAAAAAAAAACAGAACUAGAACU